GCCAAUCUUUUUUUUAACGUUCAAAAAUGAGACCCGGGAAAGAUCCGACAAGACGAAGAACCCAGACCUCGUCGUCUUCCCCACCAAGGACCCGACCCGGUUUCCCUUCGGGCUCGCCCGACCGGGCCAGCGGUGGAGCUCGCGCUGGCAAGCUUACUCCUUCGGCCACUCUGCUCGAUCGCGAAUUAGUUUUUCCUGUCGGAGACGAGAGGGUUGCCGGGUCGGUUUACGAAGACCCGGAUCCGAAUCCGAGGAGCUUCCCUUACAGCGUGAAGCAGCAGUGUUGGGACAAGGCGGAGAAGGUCAAAGGAAGAGAUCCCGAGCGGUGGCGGAGAGAUGCGCUGGGGAAUAUCCUUUUUCGGAAGCUCGUUGGUUGUCCGGGAUGUUUGUGCCAUGAUUACGAUCACAUUAUCCCCUAUUCCAAGGGGGGAAAGAGCACGCUGGAAAACUGUCAGGUUCUGCAGUUGACAUCUUUAUCUUCUGGACCGACUACUCGGAAAGAUGGAAAUCUGGGGGCAAGGGUAAACCGAUCAAAGGGCAACAGAACCGAUAUCUCUCGGGCUGAUCUCAUUCAGAGGAGCUCAUACUGCCGCGUUUCGGGUCGUGAUAUGGAUCUCAUUGAAUUGACGGCCUAUGGGAACGUACGGCAUGCAGCGGAUUCCGGUGGCUGCAGAAUUCAAUGAUCAGAGUUAGAUUCCCACUUCAGAACCGCCCUUCAGAUGGCAUACACGUGGCCCAAUCGCAACAAAGCACUUCUCCUCGUGGAAUUCUGAUUAAGAUUUCAUCUACUUUGCUUUUCUUUUUCUUUUUAUAAAUUGUCGGAUUGUUAAGGUUGUCUUUUUCUUUUGAUUUUACUGUUAA
Tarenaya hassleriana is the source of this 861-nucleotide messenger RNA. RefSeq lists its product as uncharacterized. Gene Ontology annotation, molecular function: nucleic acid binding; zinc ion binding; endonuclease activity. The transcript has 6 exons. The record is from RefSeq and is a predicted model, not a curated record. The coding region runs from base 27 to 683 and encodes 218 amino acids. NCBI's taxonomy places the organism in Eukaryota, Viridiplantae, Streptophyta, Magnoliopsida, Brassicales, Cleomaceae.